AUGAGCUGCUUCGAGAGCUUUUCACAGUCAUAUACCGCUAUAGUCACAACGACGUCGGCCUUCGGCAAUGCCACCACUGUACCAACUGGUACUAAUACUAUUACUUUCACGCCAUUCGCCGAUGCGGUCAACGCGUUUCAAAUCGAAUAUGUACCGAUGACAAGUACAAGUUCAUCUAGCACCCCGGCAGCAACGUCCUCGAGCACUGCAACAAGCAGCACCGCAUCGGAAUCUUCACCCUCCGCGACCUCAACUUUAGCCGCCUCCAAUGGUACGAGCGGCAAUAGCUUGUCCGGUGGUGCCAUUGCCGGCAUUGUUGUCGGAGCCGUCGCUUUUGUUGCUAUACUUCUUGUGUUGGCUUGGUACUGGAUUCGCCGCCGCAAGACCAGCCCAACAGAUGAUACCAUCUCAUCAAAUUAUUAUGGAGCAGGCACGUCAGGGACGGGGCACUCGGGACACCAAUCCACGUCGGAUUAUACGAAGAAGCCCUCUUUUCCUCCAGCCGAGCUCAGCGCGAACGAGGAGGUCGCUACGGAAUUAUCCUCGUCACAGAUAAUUUCGGAAAAAGGCACACGCUGA
Messenger RNA from Penicillium angulare, 579 nucleotides. RefSeq names its product EGFR-like transmembrane domain-containing protein. NCBI's taxonomy places the organism in Eukaryota, Fungi, Ascomycota, Eurotiomycetes, Eurotiales, Aspergillaceae. The coding region runs from base 1 to 579 and encodes 192 amino acids. The transcript is spliced from 2 exons. The record is from RefSeq and is a predicted model, not a curated record.